CUGUGAACAAUGGAAUCUGCCCUGACCCGACCACAACCCGUAAUUAUUGCCUCUAACCAAAUUUCUCCCUCUCUUUUGGUCUCUCGCACGUGCUACGAUUGCCGGCGAGUUUUCCCACCUCCACCCCAACCCUCGCACGUACGUCCAAAACCUCUGCGGUCUCUCUUCCCUCCUUUAAGUAAAGUCCCUUCUUUCAUUCUUCCUCGAUAGCCUCAUUUUUUUUUCUUUCUGAAGACAAGACUUUAUCGCUUAGCGGAACUUUUGACCGUUUGACCAUGUCGUUGAUUAAAACUGUUAAAGUCAGAAAUGUUUCUUUAGGAGCAACUCAGCGAGACAUUAAAGAGUUCUUUUCCUUUUCUGGUGAUAUUGAAUAUGUUGAAAUGCAGAGCGAUAAUGAGCGGUCUCAAGUUGCCUAUGUUACCUUCAAGGAUUCACAAGGAGCAGAGACUGCUGUUCUUCUUACGGGAGCAACAAUAGUUGAUAUGUCGGUCAGCAUUACUUUAGCUCCAGACUACAAGCUGCCUCCUGCUGCUUUUGCACCACCCCCUGCAAUACAAAAUAAAACUCCUGGUGGCGGUGAUUCUGCUAUUCGGAAGGCAGAGGAUGUUGUUAGUGGCAUGCUUGCUAAGGGAUUUAUCUUAGGCAAAGAUGCAGUCAACAAGGCAAAAACCUUUGAUGAGAAGCACCAGUUAACAUCAACAGCCUCAGCCAAGGUAGCAUCUUUUGACAAGAAAAUUGGGUUCACCGAGAAGAUAAGUGCUGGUACUACUGUUGUUAGUGACAAAGUACGAGAAGUGGAUCAGAAAUUUCAGGUUUCAGAGAAAACCAAAUCAGCAUUUGCUGCUGCUGAGCAAAAGGUCAGCAGUGCAGGAUCUGCCAUAAUGAAGAACAGGUAUGUAUUCACCGGAGCUUCAUGGGUAACAGGUGCUUUCAAUAAGGUUGCAAAAGCAGCAGGAGAAGUUGGCCAGAAGACAAAAGAAAAAGUGGGAGAGGCUGAAGAGGAACGGAAAAGAAAAGUGGUUGAUGAUUUUGCGCAGAUUCAUCUAUCUGAGUCCCCUAAAGCUUCUGCACCAGGUGAACAACGACUUUCAAAGCCUGCACCCGUGCAAGGAUUGAUCCUUUGAUAUGCUGCUUCUGUAAAUAGUUAUGGAUCUUUGGAAUUGAAUUGUCAUCUCUUAAUUACUUGCUUCGUUUUUCCAGUGUGGAAAUGGUGAAAUGUAGGACAAACCUAUCCCAUAGCAUUUCAUAUAAUGAACUUUCUUUGUCAGGAUGCUGAAUGAAUUGAACAGUUACAUUGUUGUUGGUGGUUCCUCGUAGUUUUUAGCCUUAUUCGGCUUUCUAUUGGUAA
Molecule: messenger RNA, 1348 nt
Organism: Theobroma umbraticum
Lineage: Eukaryota; Viridiplantae; Streptophyta; Magnoliopsida; Malvales; Malvaceae
Product: binding partner of ACD11 1-like
Molecular function (GO): RNA binding
Source: RefSeq, a predicted model, not a curated record